Paecilomyces variotii is the source of this 3271-nucleotide messenger RNA. RefSeq lists its product as hypothetical. The record is from RefSeq and is a predicted model, not a curated record. NCBI's taxonomy places the organism in Eukaryota, Fungi, Ascomycota, Eurotiomycetes, Eurotiales, Thermoascaceae. The coding region runs from base 192 to 2972 and encodes 926 amino acids. The transcript is spliced from 4 exons.
UGCCCCUGACAAGGCUUAGAUUCGAGUAGAUCAUAAUAAUAGUGAAUCAGAAAGUCAUGAAAUGAGUAGCUUUUCGUCCGAAAUUAUGUUUUUGUCUUCUUUUCCUUCUGGAACUUGGGGUCUCACGCAUCGCUUAAGCUUGGUUUUCGGCGUUAUCUGAGGCUGGAGGGAACGGCGGGUGAGUGAGUACUAUGGAUGAGACACUACUACUGCCGACGGCCCGGAAGAGAAGGCGUUCUUCGUUCUGGCCGUUUGAGCGCGAUGAUUCUGGCCGGUUGGAAGAUUCGAAGGGUUGGAUCGAUUUGGAUCUAUUGUCGCCUCAAAGUGAAGGUCAGAGUCGCUCCUCUUCUACAGAACAUGUCCAUGAAGCAACUUCGCCUAUUUCACCAGAUGCGUCAACCGACAAACCAUCCCCGAGAUUAAUACACCUCAUCAACGCCGGCAGAGGAUUUCAACCUACUCAUGAACGAGCAUGGGUUAAGGGCGUGCUCGUGUGUGCCUGUGUGACUUCCGUCGUGCUAUUCGUCAAUAUCAUCCUCACCAUCGUGGCCACCGCCAUCGCAUACUCGAGAGACGAGCAGCAGCAGUCCAGUGCUUCAGUGCUCUACCAGGGAGAAUGCUCCAGGACCAAAGGUUGGGCCAGCGGGAUCCAUUUAGUCAUCAACGUGCUGAGUACGCUCGUUCUGGGGGCGAGUAAUUACUGCAUGCAGUGCUUGGGAUCACCGUCCCGCGAAGAUGUCGACCGCGCCCAUGCUCAGAGGACGUGGCUGGAUAUUGGAACGCCGAGUAUUGGGAAUUUUAAUUUUGUCGGACGAAGAAGAUUCGUACUGUGGUUCGUGUUGCUGAUGACUUCGUUGCCUAUUCAUUUGAUAUAUAACUCGGCUGUAUUCCCUACAGUAGGAACGAACGAAUAUGCUGUUGUUGCUGUGUCUUCCGAUUUUGACUUUAAUAAUCCGGGCAACCAUACCAAGGACUAUAUAAACUGCUUUGAACCUAGCAUCGCGGCGACCAUGGACGCUUUCUACUCCAACAUGUCGCAGGGGAGAUUUGAAAGGCUUACCAAACAAGAAUGCAUCGACACAUUCGCUGUUGAUUACCCCUCUGGUCGAGGAACACUCGUUGUCGUGACUAACGAUCAAUCCACUAUCGGAAACCAGUCUUUACGUUGGGUAGGAACGGGCAAUGCCAUUGGAGACAUGUUCACGGCAACGGAAUCCUAUCUAUGGAUGUGUUCCUCGUUGCGUGAUUCUUGGGGGCGAUGCAACAAGGAUUCUGUACAGGCAUCUUUCGAUAAUUGGUCUGUAGCGAUAGAGAAUUGGACAUAUCCUCUACUUCAGGCGACGGUGGAUGGGCCUUAUGGGCCUGUCAAGCUUAGCUCGACAUCAAUGGAUCCGGACCUUUGUGAGUAUGGACAGGACGAUGCUUUAUGCCUCGAUAUACACAACUUGGAGAACAUACUAUGGCAAUAUCCUUCUUCCGAGGCAGGUCUGCGACAGGAUCUUGACAACGGGACCGCCUGGCGGAAUGCCACUUGGGCCAGGAGAGCGAAUGUCAGUCAGACUGGAACGAUUUGUGCAUCUCAGAUAGGCACCGGAAGCUACAACACAGCACCAGUCGACCAUUGUCUCAGCCAGACGACAGAGCAAGACUGCCAGCUGUUAUUCAGCCUUCCUAUCUGCAUCGCUGUUAUUCUCUGCAAUCUCACCAAGAUCGUCUGCAUGUUCUUGACGGCUCGGGAUGACCGGAAGGAGAUCUUCCUGACAGUUGGAGAUGCCAUAUCGUCCUUCCUCACCAGGCCUGAUCCCACUACAGAGGGUAGAUGUCUAUUGUCAAUGAAGAAUAUCAGCAAAGGUCCCUGGUCGUGGAAGAACCCUCUUUCUCCGAAUAAGCAGACCACCACUGUGAAGUAUUCACCACCAUCAAGGAUUCCAGAUGUCCUCCCUCCCAGAACGAGGUGGAUACAAGCUGUGAGUAUCUGGCGCUGGGUCGUAACUAUUACCUUAUGCGUCUUCCUGCUCUCUGUCACUGGCUUCCUCCUCUCUGACGGCAUCGCCAGCAUCACAAGCUACGGCAGCUCCGCAGCCUUACCGGCUCUCUGGCAACUGGGUUUCGGAACAGCCACUCCCACGACCCUCAUCACCGCAUUCAGCGCAACCGGCGGCAGCUCCUCUUUCAUCGGGAUGAUCCUCCUCGCAAACGUGCCCCAACUCCUCGUUUCCACCGCCUACUUCCUCUACAACGGCCUCCUGACCAACAUGCUCCUCGCCGCCGAAUACGACGACUACGCCAUGUCCCGCAAACCCUUACGAGUCUCCUGGCCCAAGGGCCAACAACGUUCCACAUACUAUCUUAGCUUACCCUAUCGAUACGGCAUCCCCCUCCUAAUCGUCUCCGCCAUGUUGCACUGGCUCGUUUCUGAAAGUAUCUUCUACGUCGAAAUCCUUCAGUUCAAUAUGUACGGCAAGCUCAUGUCCAACGACCGUAUCGUCACGUGCGGGUUUUCACCGAUCGCGAUUAUUUUCGCUAUCGGUCUGGGGUGUCUCAUGGUAUUCGCCGUCUUGGGUCUGGGGUUGAGAUGGUAUCAAUCGAAUAUGCCUCUCGUGCAUGGCUGUAGCGCUGCCAUUAGCGCGGCAUGUCACCCCCUAACCGACGAUAACGAGCAUGCGCUCAAGCCGAUCAUGUGGGGAGAAAUCCCUAUCCGAAAGGAGGAUAAUAAAGCCUUAAUAGGAGAAAGGCUUUCCUCACCAGAUCGGGUUGCAUGCCCGACUUCUUCCUUACCGAGUCGAAAUAAAGAUUACGAAAUAAUAAGAACGCGUGAGCUAGUGGCGGAUGCUGCUGAUGACGAUGAUGCAAUUGAAAAUAGUCCGAGUCCUUGGCAUUAUACUGCCAAACUCGACGAAGGGCAGUAUGGUCAUUGCAGUUUUACGUCCGGGGAUGUUAUUGCGCCUAGUCCGGUGCGGUUAUAUGUUUAGCUAAGCUAGACAUUUCCUGAAAAGAUGAGGAUGAGGUGACCGUGUCUUUGUGUACAGGGUAUAUCCUCUUCCCUCGUGGUGUAUAUUUCCCCCAUGGGAGUGGUGUUCAGAUGGCGUUGUGGGCGUGGAAAAUGUUUUAUAUAUAUACCCAACUUGUAUAAUAAUGUGCUGUUUAUAAGCGGACGUUCAUAUGAACAAUCGUUGGAUAUCAUCUCAUUGAUACUCCUGGAUGUGAAAAUCGGAAACAAAUCUUCUGUAUUCUCGCUCAAGAGUAGAAGAAAGACCCAUAUGCCAGCUUA